Messenger RNA from Protopterus annectens (West African lungfish), 4594 nucleotides. It is a transcript of the gene ITGA10, whose product is annotated as integrin subunit alpha 10. Gene Ontology annotation, molecular function: integrin binding. The record is from RefSeq and is a predicted model, not a curated record. NCBI's taxonomy places the organism in Eukaryota, Metazoa, Chordata, Ceratodontiformes, Protopteridae. The coding region runs from base 39 to 3569 and encodes 1176 amino acids. The transcript has 30 exons. Gene Ontology annotation, biological process: cell adhesion mediated by integrin; cell-cell adhesion; integrin-mediated signaling pathway. Gene Ontology annotation, cellular component: external side of plasma membrane; integrin complex.
UUCUGCAGUUUAGAGCUCCUGUAACAGCAGUUUUCCUCAUGGAUUUUAAUAGACAGGUCUUUAUUUCGGUGUUGCUUGUAUUCCUAAAAGAAUCCUGCCACACCUUUAACAUUGAUGUGAAGAGACCACAGAUAUUCUGGGGACCUGAGAAUGCACAGUUUGGAUACAAGGUUCUACAGCACGAAGCCGAAGGGAAAAAAUGGAUGUUAGUCAGUGCUCCAUGGGAAGGGACUGUAGAUAACCGAAAAGGAGAUGUGUACAGAUGCAGUAUUGGACAAGACAGGAACUGUGCCAGGGUUCAUAUAGGAGAUGCCACUCUUCAGAAUAUCUCAAGGGAAAUCAGCAACAUGAAUUUUGGAAUGACACUGGAAGAUAAUCAAGAUAAUGGUUUUGUGGCUUGUGCCCCACUCUGGUCCCAGGAAUGUGGUACUUCCAAGUUUAGCACAGGAAUCUGCACCAAGGUCAACCAAAACUUUCAGCCGACAGAAAACAUUGCACCUACUGUUCAAAGGUGUUCUACAUAUAUGGAUAUUGUAAUUGUUCUUGAUGGUUCAAACAGCAUCUAUCCCUGGUCUGAAGUGCAGAAUUUUCUCAGUAAUAUCCUAAGCAAGUUCUUCAUUGAUCCUGAACAAAUACAGGUUGGUGUGUUGCAGUAUGGGGAAGUAUCUGUCCAUGAAUGGUCACUCAGAGAAUAUCGGACAGUUAAGGAGGUGGUAGAUGCAGCCAAGAAUAUCAGCAGAAGAGAAGGUCGUGAAACCAGGACUGCCUAUGCAAUUAAUAUGGCAUGCACAGAGGCAUUUACCCCUGAGCGAGGUGCCAGAGACGGAGCCACCAGACUGUUGAUAGUAGUCACAGAUGGAGAGUCACACGAUGGUGAGCAGCUGCCCGAGGCAUUGGCUGAAUGUGAAAAACGGAAUAUCACUCGUUAUGCUAUUGCAGUCCUUGGUCAUUACAUCCGACGGCAGCAGAAUUAUGAUGCUUUCAUUAAUGAAAUUAAAUACAUCGCAAGUGACCCUGAUGAGAAAUACUUCUUCAAUGUCACAGAUGAAGCUGCACUCAAUGACAUCGUGGAUGCCUUGGGGGACCGAAUUUUCAGUCUGGAAGGAACUCUUGGAAACAAUGGAAGCUCUUUUGAACUAGAAAUGUCGCAGAUAGGGUUUUCAACACACAUUCUUGAGGAUGGAAUUCUGUUUGGAGCUGUAGGAGCCUAUGACUGGGAUGGAACAGUGCUGAAAGAAAGCAAAUGGGGUCGAAUUAUACCACCAAGGGAGGUCUUUGAGAAGGAGUUUCCAGUAGAGUUGAAGAACCAUGCAGCUUACUUAGGUUACACAGUCUCUUCUGUAACACUGCACAAUGGUCAAGUGCUGUACGUAGCUGGAGCCCCCAGGUUUAAACACAAAGGCAAAGUCAUCUUAUUUAACAUGACAAACGAUGGAAGUAUCACAAUCUCUCAGGCAAUGACUGGUGAACAGAUUGGCUCAUACUUUGGCAGUGAGCUGUGCCCUGUUGAUGUUGAUGGAAAUGGCAGCACUGAUGUUUUGCUGGUUGCUGCUCCAAUGUACUUGGGAGCUGGGAACAAAGAAACAGGUCGUGUGUACAUCUAUAUAUACAGCCAGAAAUCAUUCUUACUUAAUGGCACUCUGAAAGCAGAUAAAAAGCCACAAGAUUCUCGCUUUGGCUAUUCUCUGGCAGCUGUCCCUGACCUCAAUCAUGAUGGAUUCAAUGAUGUCAUAGUUGGAGCUCCUCUGGAGGACAAUCACUGUGGAGCAAUUUACAUCUACCAUGGCUACGACAAAACUAUUCUACCAGGCUAUAAGCAGAGAAUUCCUGCUUCUGACAUGAAUCCAGCAUUGCAAUAUUUUGGACGUAGUGUGAGUGGGCAGAUGGAUCUAGAUGGGGAUGGACUUCUUGACAUAGCUGUUGGUGCCCAGGAUACAGCUGUAAUGUUGAGCUCUCGACCAAUUGUACUCAUCAACAUGUCUGUGGAAUUUGACCCCCCUGUUGUCAAUGUCGUGCAGAGAAAUUGUCAGAGGAAUGCCAAAGAAGUGGUAUGCGUGUCAGCCAUCCUCUGCUUCACAGUUGUCUCUCAGUCCCCUAGCUGGCAAAACAGCACAGUUGAUAUACAGUACAACACCACCUUGGAUGACAGAAAAUUUAGUGUGAGAGCAAUCUUCGAUGAAAACUCGCAGAAACAAUUGCAGAAAUAUAUCAGUGCUAGUGUGGGAACAACAGCAUGUCACAUCAUUGGUUUCCAUGUAGUUGACACAACAGACUAUGGUCGUCCAAUUGGACUUGGUGUGCACUUCAGGCUCAACAACACAGAGUCAGGACCAGUAUUGAACACUGGAUUGUCGACAACAAUGAAAAAGUCUAUCCCAUUCUACAAAGACUGUGGUGAGGAUGACGAAUGUGUGUCGGACCUUGUACUGAAGGCUAAAAUGGACAUCAGUGGCUCUAGAAAGAAGCCAUACAUCAUAAGAAGUAUAAAGAAAAGAGUUUUAGUGGAUGUGUCACUGGAAAAUAAAAAUGAAAACGCAUACAAUACCAGCUUCCUCCUUACAUUUUCAAGAAAUCUGCACUUCUUCAGUUUCUCUAUUAAGGAGGACUCUCAGGUGAAAAUGGAAUGUACUGCUUUACUGUCCAAUUCCAGGUCUUGUAAUGUGAGUUACCCAGUAUUCAGGUCACUGGCAAAGGUAACUUUUAUGCUUGAGUUUGAGUUUAGCUGCUCUUUCUUACUCAACCGGAUUCAGAUAAAUCUGACUGCAGACAGUGACAGUACUGAACUGAAUGAGACUCUACAUGACAACACAGUGCAGCUGUUUGCUGUCAUAAGAUAUGAGCCAGACCUCUUCAUAUUAAGUGAAUCUAGUCUAAACCGUUAUGAAGUACGGCUAUCACGAUUCAGCUCCAGGGAUGCUGGUCCAGAAUUUAGAACCACCUUCAAGAUGCAGAAUCUUGGCUGUUACCCAAUCAGCAAUUUCUCCAUAAAUCUUUUCUUGCCUGCGAUGACCUACAGAUUCUGGCCCCUCCUGUCAGUGACUGCUAUACGUGUUGACAAUGAAUCUGCAAUUAGCUGCCACCUCCAGAACAUGACAGACAGAAUGGAAAUGAAUAAUCAGACAACAGUGGUCUCUAUAAAUCCAGAACAUCUCAUGCAUAUAGAGCAGCUGAACUGCAGCAACACACGAUGUGACAUAAUUACCUGUUGGCUGAAAAGGCUCAAUGGAAAUGACGAGCGAAUGAUCCACGUUCGACGAGUGGUUCAUGAUGACUUUUUCAAAGCAGCAAAGUUUAAAUCUGUAAAGGUUGUCAGCACCUUAGCUCUGGAUAACAUCAAGGACCACAGCUUACUAUUUGUUGAAGAAUUUCGGCAUCUAACAGAGACCAUACUGGAGAUCAUCAGGCCAAAGCAAAAUCCGAUUUCUCUGUGGAUCCUUAUUGGAAGCACUAUUGGAGGACUCUUAUUACUUGCCCUGAUUAUAUUUAUACUUUGGAAGCUUGGAUUUUUUACAAGGAAAUCUCAAGAAGAUGAAAGACAUCAUGAAGAGAAAGCACUGAGGAAUGAUUGAAAGUGGCUGUUUUAUUAAAGUUUCUUCUUUUGCAGUCCAUGUGAUUGAUCUCAAUGCAAUUGUUCACAAAUGUUAUGGCAUCAGGAUAUUUUUCCAGAGUUUUCCUACAGGUUUUAUCCGAGAAACAUCCCCUGCAUCCUAAAUGAUUGCAAGCGCGCAAAGUAAUGCAUAAAACAGCCAACCUGGGAAGAUGGAAAACAGUGAUGAGUCCUGAUAUUCCUACAUUCUUUUUGUAUACUUGCCACACACAUACAAGGCUGGAUCUGCAUGACAUUUUUUUAAUCCAGGUUCCCACAUUACUGUAACAAGUUGUUAAUUUAGUUGCAGCCUGGAAAAUGUGAACUGAUCCAAUACCUACUGACUGAAUGUGGCUAUCUACAGCUUCUACUGUCAUUGAGAAAUCCAAAGUUUUGGGCUGCAGCCAGAUGUGCACUUCGUUUAAUAAUAUGAAUGAAUGAAUAAAUGUAUAGUUUUAUUUAAUUUUGUAAGACAGAAAACAUAAGACCAGACAAAUUCUUCAGCCAGCAAGAUUUUUUUUACAAAAUGUUACCCCAGUUUUGAUUUUGUACAUUUUUCAGCUUCUGCAGACCAUGUAGCAUUCUUUUUAUUCUAGUGGUAUUUCCUGCCUACAGUAUCCAUUUACCAACUUAUCAAUAGUUUAUGUUAAAGGUUUAUCUCAGGAAAUGUUCAAAGAAUUCAGACAACACUUUUCUCUGCAUUGCAGUGCUUAUUAUGACAACUAGCUCUAAUGAAAGAAAAAAGAUUAAUAGCCACAGUUUGUUAGUUCCUAAAACUACAGAUGAGCUCUAAUAUUGGGAGGCUGAAGCUUUCCCAUUGUACAUCUGCCACCAUGAAAACACUUGCAGUGGUAAACACACAUUGCAGGUGUGAGUACCAUGCAUGUAUGUAGAUCAGUGAUGCAGGUAUCUGUAACUGUACAGUCUUCAAGAUUAAUGAAAUGCUAUACUGUGGCUGCCAUAAGGUUUGCUCUAAGGAUAGUCCCAUGAAUAAACAGUUACAUAAUG